Diabrotica balteata is the source of this 920-nucleotide messenger RNA. NCBI's taxonomy places the organism in Eukaryota, Metazoa, Arthropoda, Insecta, Coleoptera, Chrysomelidae. The record is from the annotation of a GenBank genome assembly.
AUGGAGAAACAGUGCAAGGAAUCAGACCGAAGUUCCAACAUCUCAGAUCUCAAGCUGGAUCUGAGGACAGGAUCUUCCAAUAGUAACGUUCACUGUGAUAUGGAUUACAUUCCAGGAGCUGAAUCAGAAACCGGCAGCGAGUCUGUCAUUACCAGAAUAGGUGUUCCUUUAGCCGGGCCUGUUAAUGUUCCUGGGCAGGAUAUCUACAGGUAUUCUGCGGACUACACGGAGCCCAACUUCCCACCAAAGGAUGGUCAAAAUAACAACGGCUAUGUUCCGUACGUGGAUUAUGCGCGGGAUUAUAACCCGCCGAUGAUGCAACCUCCAAUAUCUUCCUCAUUGGAUCAUACAAGGGAAAGCCUUCAGUCUACUCGUCUCCAACUAAACUCCCUCCAAAAUCAUCAACUUCCGGUCUCGGGGUCCAGUUUGCCGUUGAACGACCUCUCAGACUUGCACUUAUCUCAUCAGUCCAUUCCCAACGGGGGAUUGCCUUCCAUAGAUCCGCGGUUUAGCGCAACUUACGGUAACCCCUACCUCAGGAACCCGAGCGUGGGUCUGCCAACGCCCAACACGGCGAAUCCCUCGGCCACACCGGCCCCCCCGCCCUACUCCAGGGAGAAUUCCAGACUAAUCAGUUCUAGUGCCAUGAUAACCGCCAGUGCCAACGUGGUGAACACAGUGGUGGCGAACGGUUCCAACGGGUCCGUGCCGCAAGUUACUCGUUUGCCGAACUCUCCCACGAGUCAGUACAUAGUGCCCAAUUCUAAUAUGGCAACACUAAAACGGGGGACAAUGGCGACUCAUGUGUAGUGUUUUUUGACUGAAAGUGUACUUUAGGUGAAAAUAUUAAUAAUCAAAAGAUUUGAACUGGUAAAAAGUCCUGAAUGUUGAGUUUUUGGUACAUAAAAGUCACUGAUUUA